AUGCCCGUCAGUGUCGAAAAGGCGCGGGAGGGCCGACAGGCCUCCGUCACCCUCCACACUGCCCCAGAUGUUGAGCAUAUCGAGGCCCCCGUGACCUGGAAGGCCUAUCUUCUUUGCGCCUUCGCCUCCUUCGGUGGUAUCUUCUUCGGUUACGAUUCCGGGUACAUCAAUGGUGUCUUGGGCUCCAAGAUCUUCAUCGAAGCCGUCGAGGGUCCCGGCUUUGAUAAGAUUUCUGAAUCCAGGUCCUCCCUGAUCGUGUCCAUCCUGUCUUGCGGAACCUUCUUCGGUGCUCUGAUUGCUGGUGACAUGGCCGACUGGAUCGGCAGAAAGUGGACUGUCAUCGCUGGCUGCGUCAUCUACGCCCUCGGUGUUGUCAUUCAGAUGAUUACUAGCCCUGAGAAUGCUCUCGGCCCCAUCGUCGCUGGCCGUGUCGUCGCUGGUCUCGGUGUUGGUUUCGAGUCCGCCAUCGUUAUCUUGUACAUGUCCGAGAUUUGUCCUCGCAAAGUUCGGGGUGCUCUCGUCGCUGGGUACCAAUUCUGCAUCACCAUCGGUAUCAUGUUGGCCUCCAUCGUAGUGUAUGCCACCCAGAACUAUGGCAACACCGGUGCCUAUCGCGUGCCAAUCGCUAUCCAGUUCCCUUGGGCCCUGAUCCUGGGUAUCGGUCUUUUGUUCCUCCCCGACUCCCCUCGCUACUACGUCAAGAAGGGCCAGAUUCAGAAGGCCAUAAACUCCUUGUCCCGCGUUCGUGGCCAGCCCGAGAACUCUGAAUAUGUCCAGACUGAGGUUGCCGAAAUUAUUGCCAACGAAGAAUACGAGCGCGCCCUCAUUCCCUCCACCACCUGGUUCGGAUCUUGGGCCAACUGCUUCAAGGGCAGCCUCUGGAGUGCCAAAUCCAAUUUGCGUCGAACCAUCUUGGGUACUUCCCUGCAAAUGAUGCAGCAGUGGACUGGUGUCAACUUCAUCUUCUACUACUCGACUCCUUUCCUUCAGUCUACCGGUGCCAUCAGCGACACUUUCCUCAUCUCACUAAUCUUCACGCUUGUCAACGUGUGCUCAACUCCUCUGUCUUUCUGGACUGUCGAGAGAUUUGGUCGUCGCACCAUCCUCAUCUACGGCGCUCUUGGUAUGCUCAUCUGCCAGUUCCUCGUCGCCAUCAUUGGUGUCACCGUCGGUUUCAACCGCACUCACCGUGAUCCCGCAAACCCCGCGAACAGCAUUGCCGACAACAUUGCCGCCGUCAACGCCCAAAUUGCCUUCAUCGCCAUCUUCAUCUUCUGGUUCGCCUCCACCUGGGGUCCUGGUGCCUGGAUCGUCAUUGGCGAGAUCUUUCCUCUCCCUAUUCGAUCUCGUGGUGUUGGCCUCUCCACUGCUUCCAACUGGCUGUGGAAUACUAUUAUUGCCGUCAUUACCCCCUACAUGGUGGGCGAGGAUCGUGGCAACUUGAAGUCAUCCGUCUUCUUCAUCUGGGGCGGUCUUUGCACUUGCGCCUUUGUCUAUGCCUACUUCUUGAUCCCCGAGACUAAGGGUCUGUCACUCGAGCAGGUCGACAAGAUGAUGGAGGAGACUACUCCCCGACAGUCCGCCAAGUGGAAGCCCACCAGAACCUUUGCCAGCACCAUCGGGGCUGGCGACUACAUGGAGAAGCCUACUGCGCAGCAGGUAUAA
Molecule: messenger RNA, 1665 nt
Organism: Metarhizium album ARSEF 1941
Lineage: Eukaryota; Fungi; Ascomycota; Sordariomycetes; Hypocreales; Clavicipitaceae
Product: Sugar/inositol transporter
Exons: 2
Coding region: 1-1665 (554 amino acids)
Biological process (GO): carbohydrate transport; transmembrane transport
Cellular component (GO): membrane
Molecular function (GO): carbohydrate:proton symporter activity
Source: RefSeq, a predicted model, not a curated record